ACCAAAUCACAAACAAAACAUUCUACAGAAAUACCAAGCACAAGAGAAUUAGGUGUUUUGGGACAGCUUCUAAAAAUGAAAGAAAUCUUGUUUCUUUCAAUACUGAUGGUAGGAGUGCUGUGUGAAGAUGAACAUACGCAGCUAAUUGUAGGACCGCUAUUGAGUGCGUACCCAUGCGCCGACACACGAGAGAUAUUGGUACUGUUUGAGGCAGGACAUGAGCAGAAGCAUAAUAAUAAAUACUACGUUUACGUGAAGAAAACCUUGUCGGCACAGAGUGUUAUGAGGGUAGCUUUCGAUUCUAUGGUGAACAUAACGUUGACUAUCCAUACAGAUCAAUAUGCAAGAAUGACAUUGGGAAGCGGGUACGCCUUCAAACUAUACUCCUACACCCCUGAAGGGAGUAUCGGAUUCCUCGUCGAGGGAACUGAGCCUGGUGUGACACCAUACUUGACUAGCUGUACCGUAGACGAUGUGGAACUAUGCAAUAACGAAAGAAGUGGCUAUCUGGCCGAGUACGCAACACGGACUGAAAUCAAGAGAUUGGGGCAGUGUGGCAGUCGCAGCAUAGACCACUCCGAGUUGAUUGUGAAUGGUGCGCCCAGCAAACCCGGCGAUUGGCCCUGGCACGCCGCGCUCUACCGCUUGGAUGGCCGGAACUUGAAGUACAUCUGCGGGGGGACGCUCAUAUCCAAGGUUCUCGUGCUGACAGCGGCGCACUGCGUGACGUACAGAGGUUCCAAGUAUCCGCCAGAGCUUUUCAGCGUUGUUCUUGGGAAGUACACGUUGUAUGGCGAUGAUAAAGAAUCAGAGGAGAAACAAGUUCAGCAAGUAAUAGUUCACGAGCAUUAUAACUACCGGCAUCUCUUCAACGACAUAGCUCUGCUGAAGCUGCGCACUGAAGUGGUGUACAACGACUUCAUAAUACCAGCUUGCUUGCUGAGACCUGACGACAAGAGCAAGCUGAACACUAAUCUACUGACUGGAACUAUAGUGGGUUGGGGUUUCGACAGCUCGGACAACCUGUCUAACGUGCUGCAGCAGGCGACGAUGCCCAUGGUGUCAGAACUCACGUGCAUGCGGAGCAACGGAUUCUUCUACGGCAACGCAUUGAAUGAGAACAGCUUCUGCGCUGGCUACCAUAACGGAACAUCAGCCUGCAACGGUGACAGCGGCAGUGCUUUCCAGGUGUUCAUUCCACAUGACUUGCCGGACAACGGCAAAAACGUGUCAGGCACAUAUCACGUCAAAGGCAUCGUGUCCAACACGCUGGCUCGCAGUGACGCGCCUAUCUGCGACCCCGAAGAGUACGUGGUGUUCACCGACGUGGAGAUGUUUUUGGACUGGAUAGACCAAUACUUGGAACAAUAAAACCUAAAUACUCGGUAAA
This is a messenger RNA of Bicyclus anynana (squinting bush brown), 1390 nucleotides long. Its product is annotated as chymotrypsin-C. Lineage: Eukaryota; Metazoa; Arthropoda; Insecta; Lepidoptera; Nymphalidae. The transcript is spliced from 10 exons. The record is from RefSeq and is a predicted model, not a curated record. Gene Ontology annotation, molecular function: serine-type endopeptidase activity. The coding region runs from base 76 to 1371 and encodes 431 amino acids. Gene Ontology annotation, biological process: proteolysis.